This is a messenger RNA of Nicotiana tabacum (common tobacco), 2131 nucleotides long. RefSeq lists its product as uncharacterized. NCBI's taxonomy places the organism in Eukaryota, Viridiplantae, Streptophyta, Magnoliopsida, Solanales, Solanaceae. The record is from RefSeq and is a predicted model, not a curated record.
UCACAAAAGAGAGACUAAACGUCUCAAGGAAAAAAAAGAAAGAAGUAAAAGUCCUAAUACAGAUACAAAAAACAAAAAGCCUAAAUUUGAUACAAGCCCUAAAAGACUUGCCGUCCACACUCAAGCUACCACCGAGAAACGCUUCCGAGAAAAUCCAAGAGAUUUGUUCAGCCCUAAAAGACCUGCCGUCCCUAGAGAGAGCUUGUUGAGGCAUCUCCAGUUUGAAGCUAACUUAAGUCUCAUCUCCUUUACACUAGGGGAUUUAAUAUUCAAUAGAUAAUGGAGAUAAAAGUUGGAUGGGUCUCCGAAGAUCCACAAAUGAGUAUAUUCGCUGAGUGAAUGAUUUUCUUGAUAAGACAUUUGAACGGGCUUCCCAAGGCAAUGAAAUAUUAUGUCCUUGCAAAAAAUGUGCUAAUUGUUAUUAGCGUAUUAGAAAUGUGGUAGAGGAUCACUUGGUUGGUUAUGGAUUUAUUCAAGGAUACACCAAAUGGAUUUUCCACGGGGAAAAGAUUUCCUCGAGAAAUAAUUCACAUCCAAGUAAUUGUGAUGAAGGUUCCAACAUGCAUGAUGAUAUUGAUGGACUACUUCAUGACACUAUUAGUGGAGGAAGGAAAACAAGAGUAAUAUUUGGGGUGUGAGAAUUUUUCUAAACUGAGUUUCACCAUUCGAUUGUACUUAAUCAAAUGCAUUCAUGACUUGAGUAAUGUGGCUUUUUCAGACUUGUUAGACUUGUUAAAAGAGGCAUUUCCAUUUGCUAAGCUACCUGAGUCUUUUUUACAAAGCAAAAAGUAUGAUAAAAGAUUUGGGUCUUCAUUAUGAAAACAUACAUGCGUGCCCCAAGGAUUGCAUGCUUUUUUGGAAUGAAAAUGAGAAGAAUGAUAAUUGCUCUGUAUGUGGAACUUCUAGAUGGAAGAAUGUUGUUGAUGGCGUGACUAAUGCAAGCUCCAAAAUCCCUGCAAAGGUUUUAAGGCACUUUCCCUUAAAGCCUAGGCUUCAGAGGAUAUUCAUGUGUUCUGAAACAACUGCAGCUAUGAGAUGGCAUGGUACUGAACGACCCAAUGAUGGGAAUUUAAGACAUCCUGCUGAUGGGGAAGCGUGAAAGAAUUUUGAUUUCUUGCACAAGGAUUUCUCUCGGGAUCCUCGUAAUGUUAGAUUGGGUCUUUCAAGUGAUGGUUUUAACCCGUUUCGAACCAUGAGCAUUUCUCAUAGCACAUGGCCUGUUAUGCUAAUGAACUAUAAUUUAUCGCCAUGGAUUUGCAUGAAGCCGGAGUAUAUAAUGUUGUCAAUGAUCAUUCCAGGUCCUUCUUCACCAGGAAAGGAUAUAGAUGUGUACUUACAACCACUAAUUGUUGAAUUGAAGGAACUAUGGGAAACGUGGGUAGAAACAUAUGAUGCUAAAUCUGACCAGACGUUUCAAAUGCGUGCAACCUUGUUGUGGACAGUUAGGAAUCUGAUGAAGAUACAACUACUAAAAUUGCUGAAAUGGAAAAAAUUGAAACACAACCAAGUGAAGAUGGUAGCAGUUCUGUUAAUGCAUUUGCAGCCGUUAUGGGACCUGAACAUCCGGGACGUCUUAGAUUGUAUGGACGAGGGGUUACAAGAACUUCUUUGAAAGGAAAAAUGGGACAUUUUGAAUCCUCUUCAAAUGCUACAAUUGAUCUGGUGCAACAAAUGGAAGAAAGGAUGACAAGAAUGUUCGAGGAACAGAAGGAACAAUUUGAGAAACAGAAGGAACAAUAUGAGGAACAAAAGAGAAUGAUGCGACAAGAAAUUCUAGGAGAUAUCUUUGUACAGCUUCAGCGUUCUGGAUUGCAAAUUGAUCCUAAUAUUUUAGCAAACUUGUGUGCUCGUUCACCAGGAGAAGCUUCAUCCACACAACAAGUAGCUAUUCAACCAAUCAACAGGCCAUCUUUCGGCAGCAACAAUCAAGGUGAACCAAAUGAUCAAGGGGGAGAUGAAAGCAGUUAAGACCUUACCUAAAAGUAUUGGUUGAAGAAUCUUCAAACAAUCUAGGAAUGUUUUUAUUUUUAACUAUUUUGCAAGCUUAUAUUCCAACUCUUGGAUUAUUAAACACUUUUAUCGUAUAUUUUACUUUUAUAAAUGGAUAAUCGUAGUUGUAUAUUUUGAAUUA